GUUCCCCUCCACUCAACCGCCAGCGCUAGGGUUUCGCCAUCACCAUUCCCCACUGCGCCACCGAUCGGCGCCGCGCUAGCUCGCCCAUGCCGAGCCCCUAGCCUCCUGGCGCCGCUCCAUGUCCCGCUCCUUCUUCCCGACCUGCUCCUCACAGAAAGCGGAAAUGGAGGAGAUGAGCAAGGAGCUCGACGACCUGCGGGCCGAGGUGGAGGCGCUGGCCGCCCAGCUCCGCGCCAAGUCCGACCUCACCGACGGCCUCAAGCGCGCGGGCGCCGACCAGGCUGCGCGGCUGCGGGACGCCCGGGCGGAAGCCGAGCGGCACGCGGCGGAGGCCGCGGCCAGGGGCGAGGAGGCCGCCGCCGCCGGGGAGCGCUGCGGGUUGCUGGAGGCCAGGCUGGCCGACAAGGAGCAGGCGCUGAGGCACCUCUGCGCGGCGCACGAGGCGCUCAAGAGCACCCUCCGGGAGAGGACCGAGGCGCUCGAGGCCGACAAGAGGGGGCUCCUCGCGGCGCUCGAGGACGCCGAGGCGGGGCGGGCGGAGCAGGAGGGCACCCUGCGCGCGCGCGACGGCGAGGUCGCGCGGCUCAGGGGGCUCUUGUCGGAGAAGGAGAGGAGGUGCGGCGAGGCUGAGAAGAGGGCGUUGGCGCCGAGGGAGGUGGCGGUGAGGGAGGACAUGCUGGUGAAGCUUGAGGAGGAGAAAGCCGCUGUCGAGAGCAAGCUCAAGUGGAAGGCCGAGCAGUUCCGGCACCUUGAGGAGGCGCUCAAGAAGGUCCAGGAUGACUUCAGGGCGGCCAAGAAGGAGUGGGGCUCGGAUAGGUCAACAUUGGUUGAUCGCAUUGGUGCUCUUGUGGCUGAUUUGGAUUCCAAGACCAGGGUUGCAGAGGAUUUCCGAUCCAAGCUGGAGAUGUGCAGCCAGGCAUUGGCACAUGAGGAAGGCCGGAGGAAGCGGGUGGAAGCAGAGAUGUCUGAGCUGCGCCAUUUGUAUGGCAAUGUAGUCUCAGAAUAUGAAGAGGCGAAAUCAAUGGUCGAGUCGUUGACCACCAAUAGGGAUGGUGAGAUUGCAUCUUUGAGGAGCUCGCUGGCUGAGAAGGUCACAUUGCUUAAGGAAAUGGGGUACACUAAGGCACAUCUUGAGCAAGACAAUGAGGAUUUGCGGUCGAUGCUGAAGGAGUACCAAGAAGCACAGAUUGGUGGCGCAGAUGCUGUUGUGUCAUUGAAAGAUCUGCGGGAGAAUUUCCGAGCUCUGGAGCAGGCACAUAGAAAUUGCACUGAGAAGCUGAGAGAUAAAGAAGCAGAGUGGAGAAUGCAGAUGGAGAAGCUUGGGGGUGACUUGGACAGAUGCUUAUCACAGCUGGAAUCUAAAGAUAUGCUUAUCAGGGAAAUGCGGAAUGAGUUACUAGGCAGUUACAAGUCCCUUGAGCUGCAAACUGUGGAGAAUUGGGAAGCUUUGAUAAUUAUCACUGUUGUACAGUCAAAAUUUCACGAGUCCUGCUCAUGUAUUGAUACUGUUAAACUGAAUAUGCAGCAUCAUUGUGAAGAAGUUGAAAAGGAAAUUUCUUCGGUUAGAAAGCAGCUGGAAGAAAGAAACUGCACGAUUGUUCAAUCUCAAGUGGAACAGAAACAGCAAUCUGAGGUAAUAGAAAAAUUGCAGGGAAGAAUUGAGGAGCUAGAACAUGCAGAACAAGAGCACGAGAAGAUGCAAAGGCAGGUUGAUGCAUACAAAGAGAUGCUUGACAACACAUCAAGAGAUGUUCACUGCAUAAAAGAUGAAGCUUCAGAGAAAGAAAACAACCUGCAGGAGAAAUUGAGGGAGGCAUUAGGUGCUCUCGGUGAAGCAAACUGUGCCCUUGCUGAUAGGAAGAAUGAGCUGAGCCAAUUAGAAAUCAAUCUUCAUCAGCAAAAGCAAGCAGUUGAGCAUUUGGAACAACUGAAAGCUGAUAUGCAAAACGAGCUCAAAGGCUAUAUGGAUAGCAACCAUACACUGAAGAGAGAUCUUGAUGCUGCCCUUGUUGCCAAGAUGGAAGCUGAGAAGGUGCUUAGACAAGAAAAGGUAAAGUUACUAGGUGCCCUCGAUGAGGCAAAUUAUGUCCUCUCAGAGAGGAGCAGUGAGCUGAGCAAAUUUGAGAACAAUUUUCAUCAGCAAAAGCAAGCAUUGGAGCAUUUGAAGAAGCUGAAGGUUGAUAUGGAAACUGAACUCAAAACAUAUAUGGAUAAAAACUGCAUACUGAAGAGAGAUUUGGAUGUUGCUCUUAUUGCCAAAAUGGAGAGUGAGGAGUGUCAUACAAAAGAAAAGGAGAAGUUAUGUGGUAUAAUUAGCGAGAAAGGAAAGGUGAUUGAUGAGCUUCAGCAGCACAUUGCUGUACUAGAAGAAGAAAACCUGGGCCAAAAAAUUGACUUGGGUAGUCUUAUCAAGAUGGAGUAUGAGAAAUCUAUUCAAGAAGUAAACAGCAGCUACUCUGAAAUUGUUGAGGUCUAUGACAAAAAACUUUUGGAGCUUGAAGAAAGGGUUAGUUCCUUUGAGCAGAAAUUCGCAUGUAGGGAGCAGGAGAUCAUGUAUAUGUUUGAUCAAGAGGAAGCAGAUUGGUAUACACUAAUUGCAGAGAAAGAAAUUGCUAUUUCUGAUAUUCAACGAACUGUUGAAUCUGUUAAACUUGACAUCGAGCAACUUCUUGAAAAUGCAGCAGCAAAAGUCACAGAAGUUCAGCUCGAGGUUAAUCAACUUUAUCGAUUUGCAGAAUCUCUAAAUUCACUUAAUAUCAUCCAAGAGCAUGAUAGUGUUUUCAAGGAUAUGCUCAUUGCAGAAUGUGAAAGAGAACUCGAGUCUCUGCAGGUGGAUCUAGUGCUAGAGAAAGAGCAGUCAGGAAAUUUGAAGAAUCGUAUUGAGCAGCUCAAAGCUGAGUCUACUGCACAAAUGACAGAAAAAUCAAAGGAGCAUCUGGAAGUUGCAAAUAAACUUAAAUCGUUGGAGGAAAGAAAAGAAAUGUUAGAAGAGCAGCUGGGAGUGCUAAAGUAUAGAACAACAGAUCUGUCUAAUGUUGUUCUUCAAGAGAGGAGUGAGUUAGUUGAUGAGCUGACUGGGCUCACCAAUACCAUGGGGGAGGUAAUUUAUGGAGGUGAAAACCUGAUGUCAAAUUUGAGAAUGAUCAUGCAGAAAGUUAAUGAAGAGGAACCAUCCGAUGACAAGCCUAGCUUAGAUAAAACUAAUGCUAGAACUUCUGCAUCUUUGAUCAGGAACAAAUCAGCGCAGGUUGUAGAGAGAAGAUCACCUCUGAAGGAGCACAACUACUAGUCUUUGUACCUGGUAGAUAGGUCAGAUCGUGUACUGACACUGUUGUAACAUUUGUACUCUGUUUUCCAAGAAUCCUAGAGACUUCACAUGCUGCCCAUAGAUUGCUAGAUUUGUACCUUUUCUUUUCCUUCCCUAAUGCCAUGUGUUAUGUUAUUUACACGCAAUGGAUGUGGGUUAUCCAACAUGUUUUUUUUUAUUGGACUGGAUUUGAAUUACAUAGAUUCCCCAUUAUUGAAUGGAAUGAAGCCUAUUCUGGAUUUGCUGCUA
Molecule: messenger RNA, 3556 nt
Organism: Panicum hallii
Lineage: Eukaryota; Viridiplantae; Streptophyta; Magnoliopsida; Poales; Poaceae
Exons: 2
Coding region: 119-3289 (1056 amino acids)
Source: RefSeq, a predicted model, not a curated record